AUCAGCAUUCAACAUUGUUGGAGAUGUUCUGGCAUUGGCAACAGUAGAGAAGAGAAAGAAGAAGAGUUAGAACUGCAGAUAUGGCCGAAGGAAGCGAAGGAGAGAAAAACAGAACCAUGAAACGGAUUCUUCUCAUAAUAAACUGUCUCUUACUCGCCGUCGGAACCGCCGGCGGCCCCCUCGUUAUGCGUCUCUACUUCCUCCGUGGCGGCAACCGUGUCUGGCUUUCCAGCUUCCUCGAAACAGCCGGCUUCCCCUUCAUGCUACUCCCCCUCGCCGUCUCUUACUUCCGCCGCCGCGCAGCGGCGGUAGCGGCGGGGACCGCUAAACCCAGUCCGGUCUCGAUGAAACCCCCUCUCCUCGCGGCCUCCGUCUUCAUCGGAGUCCUCACCGGCCUCGACGACUAUCUCUACGCCUACGGCGUGGCGCGCCUCCCCGUGUCCACGUCAUCACUCAUCAUCGCCACACAACUCGGCUUCACCGCCCUGUUCGCGUUCCUGCUGGUGCGCCAGAAGUUCACCUCGUACUCCGUGAACGCAGUAGUUUUGCUUACAGUCGGCGCCGGCGUUCUGGCGCUCCACAGCAGCGGAGACCGCCCCCCCGGCGAGUCCGUGAAGGCCUACGUGAUGGGGUUCGUGAUGACAGUAAUCGCUGCAGCAUUGUACGGCUUCGUGUUACCCAUGGUGGAGUUGGUGUACAAAAAAACCAAACAACCCAUUACCUAUUCCCUUGUCAUGGAGAUUCAGUUCGUGAUGUGCUUCUCCGCAACUCUCUUUUGCCUCAUCGGCAUGAUCAUUAACAACGACUUUAAGGUGAUUCCGAGAGAAGCUAAAACAUUCAAGCACGGGGAAGUUAAUUAUUACGUUGUGUUGGUGGGGAGUGCAAUUAUAUGGCAAGCUUUUUUCUUGGGAGCUAUUGGGGUUAUUUUCUGUGCGUCGUCUUUGUUUUCUGGUAUUUUGAUUGCGGUGCUGCUACCCGUAACGGAAGUGUUGGCGGUUAUUUUCUACAAAGAGAAGUUUCAAGCUGAGAAGGGUGUUUCUCUGUUUCUGUCGCUCUGGGGCAUGGUGUCUUACUUCUAUGGGGAGAUUAAACAUGAGAAGAAGAUGAAGAAAAAGAAGAGCAGCGACAUGGAAGCAACAGAGAUGCCUGAAAAGGGAGUGAUUGAAAAAUGAGAAUGUACUGUUUAUGUUAUUGGUUGUUGUGAAAUCUCGGAGAACAUUAUGGUAGUAUAGAUUUUUCUACUAUGUUUGGUUGUGGUGUUGUUCAUAAAAAGUAUGGUCACAUAUAAGGCAAUACUAGAUAAGAAUCUAUGUAUUCGAAUU
Vigna umbellata (rice bean) is the source of this 1322-nucleotide messenger RNA. RefSeq names its product purine permease 1-like. The record is from RefSeq and is a predicted model, not a curated record. Gene Ontology annotation, cellular component: membrane. NCBI's taxonomy places the organism in Eukaryota, Viridiplantae, Streptophyta, Magnoliopsida, Fabales, Fabaceae. Gene Ontology annotation, molecular function: purine nucleoside transmembrane transporter activity.